Messenger RNA from Linum trigynum, 2106 nucleotides. NCBI's taxonomy places the organism in Eukaryota, Viridiplantae, Streptophyta, Magnoliopsida, Malpighiales, Linaceae. The record is from the annotation of a GenBank genome assembly.
AUGAGUGGAAAAGAUAGCUUUUUUGUGGAAUGGAAAGAACAAUUUGUUUCACAAGAGCGUGGAAACCGCGUGGUUCACUAUUUCCUGAAAGAUUCUGCUGGGGAGUCCAUACUGGCGAUUGUGGGUACUGAGAGGAGUGUUAGACACAUGUUCUAUGUCGUUGCUGAGGAGUUUGUGCAAGCUUAUGGUGCCGAAAACGCGAUUCAUACUGGCUUUAAAUGGAGGUCGAGGAGAGAGGUUGUAGAUUGGCUUACAUCUAUGCUAUCAAAGCAGAAUGUACAAGGGGAUCAUUCCAAUUUGAAAAAAUGUGAUCUAGGACAAGCUUUGGAAUCACAAGACUUUCCUGUGACUAGUUCUGGUGGACAACAUACGCAGGGCCGACACUUGAGGAUUGUGAAUGGACAUCGUUCAGAAAUCGUAUGGUCUGGAGUUGCUUGGACUUGUGGGAAACAGCUCAAGCAUUUCCCAGCAUUUUGCAGGAAUGGAACAACUAUGGCAGCUCAAUCAUUCGUCUUUGUGAUGGCUGAAGGAGAGAAUCAUUAUGUUGCCUAUUUGGAAGACAUGUAUGAAGACAGGAGGGGUCAGAAAAAAGUCAGAGUAAGAUGGUUUCACCGUAACCAGGAAAUCAAGGGUAUGGUUCCUCUUCGAAGUGCUCAUCCGAAAGAAAUUUUCAUGACACCAUAUUCACAAGUCAUUAGUGCUGAGUGUGUUGAUGGUCCUGCCACUGUUUUAACUCGUGAACAUUAUGAGGAAUGUGUGGCUUCCAUUCCUAGUUCAUUUUCAGCCAGGAUUCAUUUAUGUUUCCGACAGUUAAGGAGCAAUAAAGUAAAACCUUUUGAUUUGAGUAAGCUUCGUGGCUACUUUGAUCAACCCGUUCUCUCUUGCUUGAGUUCAAAGCGUUUUCUUGAGGCCGACGACACCGGACAUGGCACAAAUGAUGAAGAAGAUGAAGAGUUCAGUGCAGGCGAAAAUGUAAAACUGGGAGUGAAAAGGGCCAGGAUCAUUGAAGGGCGUAGAAAUAUCGAGAAGGAUGGCAGCCAGAUGGCUGGUUUUCAAGCAUUCUACUCAGCUUUAAAACCCGGGAUUUCUGGCAAGCGACUGCUUCCUCUGAAUAAUGUUGAGCUUAAUCCUUGGAGCACUCCACUAUUAAAUGUUAAUGAGAAGAUUGAACAUUUAUGCCAAGAUAGUGGGAUAAGGGGAUGCUGGUUUAGGUGUACAGUUCUGCAGGUUUCCAGAAGACAAAUAAAAGUUCGAUAUGAUGACUUGCGGGACGAAGAGGAGUGCGGAAACCUUGAGGAAUGGAUCCCAGUUUUCAGAUUGGCGGGGGCUGAUAAACUUGGCAUGAGACGUUUAGGCCGCCUAACUAUCCGGCCAGCGCCUUCAGACAAAGAAACAAACCUGACCCUUGAGGUUGGGUCUGCGGUUGAUGCUUGGUGGAGUGAUGGCUGGUGGGAGGGUGUUGUGACCAGUGUUAACAAUACCAGCAAUGAUGUACAAGUUUACUUUCCUGGUGAAAAGUUUGUUUUGAACAUGCAAAGAAAUUAUAUUAGAACCUCCCAAGAUUGGGUGGAUGAUCAGUGGAUAGACAUUCAGCCAAAACCAGACAUACUCUCAGCAAUAUCCGCAACUAUAAAAUUGCCCAUUUGCUCAACUACCGCAAUGGGCAACAGAUGCAACAACACACCUGCACCCUGUGCUGAAAAUGAUCAAACAGAUAAUAUUGAAGAUGAAAAAACUGCUGAAACUACAUUGAUAAGCUCUGAUGGUGUUGAGGAAGAUAUGGACUCUGACAAUCUUAGCCAGCCUACAUCAACUGACGAACCUAUGGAAUGUGGUGAUGGUAGACAGUCUAUACCGAGUGACAAGGGCCGUGCAGAUUGUGUUGAUGAUAUUUCAGCCAAUAAUAACAAUAAAGAAGAGGAUGAGAAUCCGUCCAAUGACAGUGUUGCUCCAGUUGAUGGAGUUGCUGACAUGGAAGUUACUAAUGAGGUUGUGGAGAAGAAAGUUGGUGCUGAUGAUAACAGCAGUGAGAAACUGGAGAUGGAGGUGUUUCCUUCUUCUGGUAACAAUUGCAAGUCUAUAGAACUCAUGGAAGUCUCGUCAUAA